Molecule: messenger RNA, 1599 nt
Organism: Ustilago hordei
Lineage: Eukaryota; Fungi; Basidiomycota; Ustilaginomycetes; Ustilaginales; Ustilaginaceae
Product: putative malate synthase, glyoxisomal
Exons: 2
Coding region: 1-1599 (532 amino acids)
Biological process (GO): glyoxylate cycle
Cellular component (GO): peroxisomal matrix; cytoplasm
Molecular function (GO): malate synthase activity
Source: RefSeq, a predicted model, not a curated record
AUGUCUGUCGAAGGCGUUCGCGUGCUCGGCAAGAUCGAGGGUGAGCAGGCCUCCAUUCUCACCCCCGAGGCUCUCAAGUUCUUGGCCGUGCUCCACCGAUCUUUCGAGAGCACUCGCCAGUCGCUCCUCAAGGCUCGUCAGCUUCGUCAGGCGAGGUUCGACGGCGGUGCUCUUCCCGACUUCCUCCCUGAGACCGCUCACAUCCGAAACAACGCUACUUGGCAAUGUGCUCCCCCCGCUCCUGGUCUCCGUGACCGACGUGUCGAGAUCACCGGCCCCGUCGACAAGAAGAUGGUCAUCAACGCUCUCAACUCGGGCGCAUACACCUACAUGGCUGAUUUCGAAGACUCGACUUCGCCUACCUGGGCCAACCUCAUGGACGGCCAGGUCAACAUGCGCGCUGCCAUCAACCGCACCAUCGACUUCAAGCAGAGCAACGGCAAGGAGUACAAGCUCAAGCCGCAGGGUCAGACCGCCGUUCUCCUCGUCCGACCUCGUGGCUGGCACUUGAACGAAGAGCACAUUGUCGUUGACGGCAAGCCCAUGUCCGGCUCGCUCGUCGACUUUGGUCUCUACUUGUUCCACAACGCUCACGAGCUCGUCCGAUCCGGCUACGGUCCUUACUUCUACCUCCCCAAGAUGGAGAGUCACCUCGAGGCCCGUCUCUGGAACGACGUCUUCAACCUCUCGCAGGACUACAUCAAGAUGCCCCGCGGCACCAUCCGCGGUACUGUGCUCAUCGAGACCAUCACGGCCGCUUUCGAGAUGGACGAGAUCCUCUACGAGCUCCGCCAGCACUCGUCCGGUCUCAACUGUGGUCGAUGGGACUACAUCUUCUCGUUCAUCAAGCGUCAGCGUUACAACAGUGGCUCGAUCCUACCCGACCGAUCUGCCGUCACGAUGACGGUCCCCUUCAUGCAGGCCUACGUCAACCUGCUCAUCCAGACCUGCCACAAGCGUGGUGUUGCGGCCAUCGGUGGUAUGGCCGCCCAGAUUCCUAUCAAGGACAACCCGCAAGCCAAUGAGGCCGCUAUGGAAAAGGUGCGUGCCGACAAGCUCCGCGAGGUUCAGGCGGGUCACGACGGUACGUGGGUUGCUCACCCUGCUCUCGUCAAGAUCGCUCUUGAGAUCUUCGACAAGCAGAUGCUUGGCCCCAACCAGUACCACGUUCGUCGCGAGGAAGUCAAGGUUUCGGCUCUCGAUUUGCUCAACUCAAACGUUCCCGGCCAGAUCACCGAGGCCGGUGUCCGUGCCAACGUCGCUGCCUUGCUCGUCUACUGCGCCAACUGGCUCAAUGGUCUUGGCUGUGUUCCGGUCGCCAACAUGAUGGAGGACGCUGCUACCGGUGAGAUCUCGCGUCUUGGUCUGUGGUCGUGGGUCUACCACAAGCAAAAGACGGCUGAGGGUAACGCCAUCACGCCUGCCUACGUUGACCGCAUCCUUGACGAGGAGGCUGCCAAGGUCUCCAAGAUCGGUGCCAGCGUCGAGAAGGCCAAGCGCUACAUCGCCGACCAGGUUCGUGCUCCUGCACCGGAUGAGUUCUUGACCACCGCUCUGUACUCGCACCUUCCUCACCAGCACGCUCCUGCCCGUAUCUAA